Racocetra persica is the source of this 447-nucleotide messenger RNA. Lineage: Eukaryota; Fungi; Glomeromycota; Glomeromycetes; Diversisporales; Gigasporaceae. The record is from the annotation of a GenBank genome assembly.
GUAAAAUCAUAUACAGAACUUUUGGUCGCACGCGCUCUCUUGGGAGUUUUCGAAGCAGGUCUGCUUCCUGGAAUAGUUUAUUAUAUAACUAUAUGGUAUAAAAGAUAUGAACAAGGUUUUAGAAUGGGAAUAAUUAUGUCCUCAAUAUCAAUUGGUGGUAUUUUUAGUGGAUUAUUAGCUUAUGCAAUUGCAAGCCUUACAGAUGAAACUUCACCUUUAAAAGGAUGGCAAUUAAUUUUUAUAAUUGAAGGUUUAGGUUCCAUUAUAGUUGCUAUUAUUGCAUAUUUUUAUAUUGCUGAUUAUCCAGAAGAAGCCAAAUGGCUUAACGAAGAAGAGCAGUUAUUGGCAGUUUUAAGGUUAAAACAUGAUGAUGGUGAUGAGUAUCAUAAAAAAGCUCGAGAACACUUAUUUGAUAGGGUUUAUGUACUAGAGUGUUUGAAGGAUUGG